AUGAAGUUCUUUGCCAUCAUCUUUUUGCUGAUUUGCACAUGCUCCAGCAUUCAAUGCGCUUCUACGACAGGAUUGCAGCAUACGAAAGGUACUCUUGAAUAUCAUACGUGGAAGUUAGCGAGCGCUCAACAGAAUUUCGAAAGAGCGACAGGCGAACACAGAGCAGCGAAAGCCAAACCAGUACAGCCUGGUCAUGAGGAAGCACACUCACAUGAGGUGAUGAGCAAGAAAACUGUCACACAAUUGUAUCGAGGUAAAAUUAAGAAAAAUCAAAAUAAUGUUAACGAUCUUGAACGAAACCUAAAGCUUCCGGGACCCAAAACUACAAAGUACAUUGUUGACAAGGAUAAUGCAAGAGCAGAAAGAGCGCAAGCUCGCGAAAAUCCAUCUCCUACCAAAAAUCGACCAAGCAGCUCCAGCAAAACGGCAGAGAAGCAGAUGACGAAAGGUAACUAUCAGUACCACUAUACCAAGUUCAAAGCAAACGAUGGAAAAAGGAAGAGUAUCUUAGCUGAACAUGCAGAGAUGAAGAAGAAAGGAGUACCUUCUGGUAUGGAUGCGGAACAACACCAAAAUUCUCUUUUUCAAAAGCAGAAGAUGGCUACAUACCAUGAGAAAGAAGGCAAUAAAAACUUAUCUAGUAUGUAUGACCUCGAAAACAAUCUAAAAGUUCCUGGACCAAAAGAUUUGAAAUAUAUCGAAGUAAAAGAACAAGCAAAAAAUCCAGAAUUAGCCCGCAAGAAAUACAACGAGAUUUAUUGA
Messenger RNA from Meira miltonrushii, 762 nucleotides. RefSeq lists its product as uncharacterized. Bases 1 to 762 code for a protein of 253 amino acids. The transcript has a single exon. The record is from RefSeq and is a predicted model, not a curated record. NCBI's taxonomy places the organism in Eukaryota, Fungi, Basidiomycota, Exobasidiomycetes, Exobasidiales, Brachybasidiaceae.